Messenger RNA from Haplochromis burtoni (Burton's mouthbrooder), 2682 nucleotides. Its product is annotated as tubulin monoglycylase TTLL3. NCBI's taxonomy places the organism in Eukaryota, Metazoa, Chordata, Actinopteri, Cichliformes, Cichlidae. Gene Ontology annotation, cellular component: cilium. The transcript is spliced from 14 exons. The record is from RefSeq and is a predicted model, not a curated record. The coding region runs from base 285 to 2117 and encodes 610 amino acids. Gene Ontology annotation, molecular function: protein-glycine ligase activity, initiating. Gene Ontology annotation, biological process: cilium movement; cilium assembly; protein polyglycylation.
AGCAUGCGCUCCUGACACCUGUGGGUCUCAGCAGGUGAGAGGAGAAACGCGAUGGUGACAUGUUUUAUUAGAGCAGCUUAUGAGUUUACUGUGGUUAGCUACGCUGCAAUGACAAGACAAUCUUGUUAGUGUCUAGACUGAUGUGUGUAAAUCUUUGGCUCCACUUCUGGCCUUCCGUUCAAAAGCAGAGCACAAUGAUCCUCCUGAGGAAUGAGAGCUGAUGUCAGUAUGGAGUCUCAUCGGUCCAUCCACAUGGACCAGACCACAGCUGGACACUGUGCUCCAUGCCCAGAGAGCGCCUGCCUGCUCUUGACCUGGAUAGACUGAGAGAAGCCAGGGUUGUCGUAGACAAAGCUGUCAAGAUGCAUAAGGUGUUCUCGAUCCAGGGCAGGUAUCCUGUUAUCAGGGAAGGGCUGAGGGCUAGAGGCUGGGUUGAGCGGUGUAUGGUCUACUCUAAGCGCCGAGUGCGUCGCCAUCAGAGCAGUAGAAACAGAACCGACUCGAAUUAUGCUAUGUGUAGUGAUAGAGAUGAUGACAACUCAAAUGAUGCUGAAAAAGAAAAAGAUGCUGACAGACUUCACAAUGUCAUGUCUCGCCUGGUGUGGAAUGAAAUGGUUUACUUCUACUGGACAAACCGCAGAAAGGCCAUCAACACAAAAAACCUGCAUAAGGAACAGAUAACUAAUCAUUUUUCAAAGGCAGGCAACUUGACCACCAAGACAGGCUUGUGUUUGAAUCUGAGGAAACUACAUUGGUUUGAUUCGGCUGACCCAGACACCUUCUUCCCCCGCUGUUACAGACUAGCAGCACUAGAUGAGAGGCAUGCCUUCAUUGAUGACUACAGGAGGACUGCGUGCACCAGUCUUCUGAAGUACAUUGUGGAGAAGGACCAAUAUGUUCAGGGAGAGAGAAUAAGUCACACCAUACAAGCUGUUAAGGGUAAGAAGAAACAAAGCAAACGGCAGUCUAGCCCAGUGAAUAUUUCCCAAACGAUCAGCAAGGCACUCAAAGUUUGCGAGGACUUUCUGCAGAGUCUGGAGCACAGUGACAUAGACACUAACUUGGAAACACAGCAAACACCCGCACAGGAGUGGGCAGAGUUUUUAGACAGUUACUAUCUAGUUGUGCAUGGUGGAGCAGAGAUUGAUAGCAGUGAUUAUUUAGUGAUCCACUGCAAGGCUAUGCUGCAGAGGAUGAAGAUAGUCAAUCCCCAGCUGGAGAUAGAAGGCAUCCAUAACAUCUGGAUCAUCAAACCUGGAGCAAAGUCCAGAGGCAGAGGGAUCAAAUGUGCUAAUCGUCUUGACCAGAUCCUCGACCUGGUGAAGGGUGAUCCAAAACUUAUCAAGGAAAACAAAUGGGUGGUACAGAAGUACCUGGAGCGCCCCUUCCUUAUCCAUGACACCAAGUUUGAUGUGCGCCAGUGGUUUCUGGUCACCGACUGGAAUCCUCUGACCGUGUGGUUCUACAAAAAGUGCUACUUACGCUUUUCCACACAGCCUUACACGCUAGAUUCAAUGGACAGCUCCGUGCACUUGUGUAAUAACUCCAUUCAGAAGAGCUUGAGGCCCUUGCUACAGCGGCACAGAAGCAUUCCAGUAGACAAUAUGUGGUCGGUUGACCAGUUCAAGACAUUUCUGUGCACCAAGGACCGGGAAGCUCAGUGGGAUACUGUAGUCGUCCCAGGAAUGAAGAGAGCUCUCAUCUAUGCGUUACAGACAGCACAGGAUCUGAUAGAAUCACGCAAAAACACAUUUGAGCUCUAUGGUGCUGAUUUCAUGCUAGAUCGUGACUUGCAUCCGUGGUUAUUAGAAAUCAAUUCUAGUCCCACCAUGGCUCCAUCAACCCCUGUGACAGCCCAUCUCUGUGCUGCAGUGCAGGAGGACACUUUACGAGUUGUUCUGGAUCGGAGAGUUAAGCGCACAGCAAACACAGGAGACUUCCAGCUCAUAUAUAAAAAGGCAGCUGUGAAAGUUCCUCAGUAUGUCCCUCAACACCUGCGUGUUGAGGGAUUCAGAGUUAAAUGCCCCAACUCGCUUCCUCCCCUGAAGUCCUCCAGCUGUGCAGUGCCAAAACACCGUUCCCCAUCAAAGACAAGAGUCCCUCAGCAGAAAAAGUAAAGUCUCUUCCUAAGAUACCAUUAAAGGAUGUAGCUCAAAAACACCAACUGUGGGUUUCUGCCACCUCCUCGUCUUCUUUCUCUCACCCUAUGAUGGUAACUCAACAAUGUCUGACAACAGAAGAGAUGUGUAACAUCUAAUAAGAUAACAUUGUGGAAACUAGAUAAACGAUUUCAUUUUAGUGGUGAUUUUGCAUUAAUUACAGUUUUAUAUAUAGAAAGCCCAAAAUAAUCAUGAAAAGGUCAGAAAAGAAGUAUGAGGGGUUAAAAUAUACCAACAGCGAUCAGGAGGAGAUAGACUGAAAGAACUGGGAUCGCUUUUGUGAAAAACUGAGAUCACUACACUCUCACCGGAAAUCUCUUUCUAACAGAGAUGGAGUAAAAUGCAAAAAGCUAAUGAGGCUUAGUAUUAUUUAAUAUCGCUGACAUUGAGACUCGCUAAUGAAUUCCUCAAACAGAAGAUAAACAGAAUGGAGAAGCUGUCAGUAACGACAGUGAACAGGUGGCGGCGAUCAUGCACAGCUCAACGGUACUGUAAGGGAAGUCCACGCGAAGAAGACACAUGA